AUGGAUUCAUCCACCCUAUUGAGACUAGAAGAAUUCGAGAAAAACAAGAAGUACUAUGACGCCCUACAAUUUUACCGGACAAAAGUUACUCGUAGUUUCCGAUUAAAAUCAGCUAAUGAAGUGGCACUCGCCCUUGUAAAACACGCCUUGGAUUUCUUUUUCAGAGAAAAACAAUACCAAUGUGCAAUCGACAUAGCGACUCAAUACGCCGAAUGCCUUUCGAAGAACGAUGUUGAACUAGAAGCAUCGACUUUCGAGUUGCUCGCCGAGAGUGUAGCCAAGUUUGCAAACUUCGCUGAAAUUGAAAAUGUAGCUGGAAACACACAACAAGAACAAUUGCUCAGCACUGCUCGUUGCAGAUGUGUCGAUUUAGCAAUUCAGUGGACAAAGCAAAAAUCUACAAACCAGUACGAAAAGAAGUAUGGAUCUGCCGCUUUCCAUGCAUUACUUGCAAAAAAACUAGUUGCAGUCGAUCAUUUCGAUUUGGCCAAAAACCACUUCUUGCUUUCGGAUGACUCGAAAUCUUUCGCACUAUUCUUGCAUAACGAUUUUGAAAAGGCCCAUAACAGAGAAGCAGAGUCAGAUAUAAUUAUUGUCGAAACUGUUCUUCAGGUUAUCUGUCUCGACCGGUUCCCCUUUGCUGUGGCACUUUUUAAUGAAUAUGUGAAGCCAAACAAAUAUCCAUUCACUAAGCCUCUUCUCAAUUUCCAGCACAUACUAUUUGAUGUAAUUGAAACUGAGAAUCAGCAACAAUUCUCUGAGUUGACUACUAGUUAUCAGACGGAAUUAAAGCGUUCAUAUGCUUUAAUCGGAUAUUUAACCAAAAUUGGAAAGCUAUAUUUCGGACUUCGUGACAGCCAAUGCAUGAACGGUGGACUUGGAGGUCUUUUUUCAGGUCUUCUUGGAGCUCAAAAAGAAGGUGAAACUGCAACGUCUCACAUAACUGCCAGAACUCCGGCUCGCGAAAAACCUGCCUCCACUGCUCAGCCAACUUCUUUCAAUCCAUUUGGCGCAUUUCCACCGUCUACAGCUAAUAAUGCUAUUCCGAAAAAGAUUCAAAAAGUCGAGAUGGAAGAAGAUCUUGAUUAG
Caenorhabditis remanei is the source of this 1089-nucleotide messenger RNA. RefSeq lists its product as uncharacterized. Lineage: Eukaryota; Metazoa; Nematoda; Chromadorea; Rhabditida; Rhabditidae. Gene Ontology annotation, biological process: protein insertion into ER membrane. The coding region runs from base 1 to 1089 and encodes 362 amino acids. Gene Ontology annotation, cellular component: BAT3 complex; cytosol. The transcript has 6 exons. The record is from RefSeq and is a predicted model, not a curated record. Gene Ontology annotation, molecular function: protein binding.